Orbicella faveolata is the source of this 4024-nucleotide messenger RNA. RefSeq names its product tripartite motif-containing protein 3-like. Lineage: Eukaryota; Metazoa; Cnidaria; Anthozoa; Scleractinia; Merulinidae. The record is from RefSeq and is a predicted model, not a curated record.
GAAGUUCGUCAAUUCGUUCGCACUUCAUACACAGGGGUUGGGAGUUCCUAGCAAGGGAGGCACUCCUUAACGUAAGACAUACAACUAUAUACCGUGCUAACAGGCAUGGUGUUAAUCUAGAGCCACUUUCGGUUUGAAAUGUACACUGGAUUAAUUCAUGAGACCACCAAUACUGAAAUUUUGUAGUCUGCUUACUAGUCUGAAUCUAAUAUUGAACAUAUUGACUUAGAAAAAAUAGCAUAUUAGUUUUACUACUGUACGAACACCUACUUUAUAGUUCUUAAGUCACGAGGUCUUUUUUGUUCACCAGAGUUUUAUCGCAUGUCGCCAUGUUUGUGUCGAAAACAAGAAUGAGCGCCUCGACUCUUCUUUAAUUUAGUAAGCGCCCCCGCUCUAGUGAGCGCCUUAUUGUAAUUAUGAGCUACCAAAGGCAAAUUAGUCCCCAGGGCGCUAAAUAGAAUCGUUCAAGUAUGCUUAUGUAAAUGUAAGUAAUCUACAUCAAGCUAGAAAGUAUAAUCUCAAAAUCGAGUUUCAUGACCGUGACGGUGUUUGGAUACCUGAUCUUAAUUAGCAAAGAGUUUUACCAUUUUAUUCCUCCGUUUUCUCCCUAGGUUUAGUUUGACCACAUUUUCAAACACCUCGAAGUUCAUCAAAAAUACUCCGCUACGCACGCAUGGUAUUUUCAACUCUAUUCUCGGUGUUUGGAAAUAUGGUCAAACACAGUCUUUCGUGUUUGAUAUAUUACUUAAGAAUCGGACUAGCCAUAAAACUAUGACCACCUCACAAUAACCUGGCUUGCCAAUCAUACACUACUUACAAUAUAACGCAGUUCCUUUUUUUCAUUUCCCUAAUUUAUUUUAUUAAUAAACGUUAUGGGUUGAGAUCGAUUGGGACCCGAUAGCAUUUUCAUCGGUGGCAACCGAAAAACGUGUAGCUUUCGAAAACUCUUCUUAGUUAGUAACUAUGCGAAGAAGAGAAUGUCAUUUUUUGUUGGGUCCAGCACUUAGUGUUAGAGCACAUUACAAGUCUCGUUUCACCAGGUUUUUUUCAUAACUGUUGUGCUUUUUAAGGUACAUGUUCGAAACUGGAAGAAUUGGUGGCCACAUCUGUCAUGUGUAAAGAGAAACAUCACGAGAAUGAGCCCCUCAAUUAUUAUUGUCAGAACUGCAAAGUUUGCAUUUGCGACAAGUGUGGACAAACGCGUCAUGCAAAUCACACCAAGGUGGGUAUCAAGCAAGCCGCAGAGGAACAAAAACUAAUGAUGGCGGAGCUUGUGCAGGAAAUGAAACGAAGGAUUGCUGAGCACACGACACAAAUGGAGGAAACAACAGAAUUGUUGAGGAAAAACAGAGAAAAAAUUGCUUCCGCUCGUAACAAAGUAUCAACCACUGUCGAAGAACACAUUCGAGUUUUAAAGGAGCACGAGAUCGCCAUGGUGACCAAGUUGGAUGUUAUUGAAAAAGAACAACAAAGAGAUCACGCAACACAGUUAGAACACUUUCAGAUAUCUGCCACGCAACUGAAAAUGUCUAUGGAACAUUGCGAAAGAAUUUUACAAGGAAACAGCAGCGUUGAAAUUCUUGAAGCGCAGCAGGGUGUCAUGGAAAGGUGUAAAGGUCUCCUAAAUGCAAGAAAAAUGAACAUUUAUCAACCAUCGCAUGUUCAGUACAAGGCAAAUGAAGAGGAUAUCCAGAAUGUUAGACACGUGUUUCUGGGUGAAGUUAUUGUUAGUACAACUGAUCCUCUUCAAUCAGUGGCGGAAGGGGAAGGCUUAAAAGAGGCAGAAGCUGGAAGAGAAGCUAGCCUGACAGUCACAACAAAGAAUGCAGAGGGACAACAGUGUUAUAAUGAAAUCGAUCAGAUUGUUGUAAAAGUUCACAGUCCGUCAGAACAGGACCUCGACACCGACAUUAAUGACAGCAAAGAUGGUAAAUAUAGCAUCACCUACACACCCGAUUGUGAUGGACAUCAUGACGUGGUGAUUGAAGUAAAUAGUCAACCGCUGACUGGUUGCCUAGGAAGUAUUCACGUGAAGCCGCAUCAAUACGAUGCCGUAGGGUCUUUUGGAUCACGUGGUACAGCACAAGGAAAAUUUGGUUACCCCUGCGAUAUUGCAAUAAAUGACAAAACAGGGAAAAUUGCAGUAGCUGAUUCUUCUAAUGAAAGAGUACAACUCUUUAGUUCAGAUGGAACCUAUUUAAGAGAGUGUAGUCAGAAGGGACCUGCUGCUAAGAAACUUAAAUACCCUACUUCAGUAGCAUUCAACAGGUCUGGCGACGUCAUCAUCUGCGAUUUUUGUAUCUUGUGGUUCAAUGAAAGCGGCCAGUUUAUUAAAAGCAUCUUCAACAAACAAUUGAUCAAACCAGGAAAGAUGACCAUUGCUUGUGAUGACCGCAUGCUGGUGUGUGACCGAGGUGACAACACGGUCAAAGUCCUCUCCCCUGACGGUACAGAGUUAUUACAGUCCUUCAGGGCUCCGGAUUGUGAUGCGUACCCAUGUGUAGCUUUACGUCAUCAAGACAUGUUCUAUGUCUCCUAUGGCUCAGCUCACUGCGUGAAGGUAUUUAAUAAUGAAGGAGAAUUUCUAUAUGACAUUGGUACAGAAGUGUCCAGUGGGCUUCGAUGUCCUGUGGGACUCGCCGUUGACAAGUUUAACAACUUGAUAAUCUGUGACAGUGCAAACGGCAAUGUCCUAGUUUUUACACUGGAAGGAGAAUUUCUACACUGGAUCAAAGGAAAACCAACCGAACUUAAGCAACCUUGGGCUGUUGCUGUAUCGUCAAACGGUGGACAAUUGUUCAUUACUGAUAUGGUCAAACACUGUGUGCAUGUUUUUGAGUAAACAACUGUUUGAGCCUUUUCGAUUUAUUAUAUGUAUGGAAACUUGGAGUAGUUUUGUAUUGGUUUUGGGGUGCGGCUUUUCAAAAGCUCGGUCAAGAAACAUUCUUCGGCCGAAUUUUCUAUUUACAGACUACACGAUAAUAACACAUAUUACCAAUAGUUGAAUUUCUCUAAAAGGUUAAGUUUACUGGUAUAGCGAUAUAGUGGUAUAUUUCUUUUUAAAUACGGUUGAUUGUCACGAAGUGUAGUCAGAAAUAGUCGUGCGUUUUUGUCAUGAGCCCCUGGUUCGGGGGAUUGGGCAACCACUCCCUACCUAAUGCAAACUUGCACAGAAAUCCUAAAAACAACAAUGAAUGUUUCGUGCGUAGGACCACAAUUCACUUCAAAAUAGUUGGUAAUUACUUUGAAAGGUAUGUGGAGCUCUUCAUUACUACGAUCGAUUAGCUACGCUGAGAAAUUGUAAAAGAGAACCCAGUCCCUUAAUUAGUUACUGUUUAACAGAUCAUUGCUUACUGUCAUAAAAGGCAAAUUAAUUCAUUAGUUGCUAACGAAUUCACUUCACUUGACUGAUGUCAAUAUAUUCACUUGUGUUGAGUUAGGCAGGGGUAAUAAACGGUAGAAGUUUCCAUUUAUUUCCACACCUUGACAAUCUCUUGUUUUUUCUUACUGUCACAAGGGAGAGGUUUGCAGGUUUUUAACCCUUUAUAUCGAAAAAAUACCCUGUACCAGAAUUACACUCCUAUAGUCAGAUUCCGCACUAUUCAAAAACAUGCAGUUCUAUUUUUAAUACUAAUUUUCUCAAUUUUGCCAGAAAGAACUCGGCUACUUUAACAGCUAUUGGAGUUCUGAAUGGGUGCGAGGAACCAAAGAACCUUAUCAGGACAACUUAGGGGUGGACCAUUUGAUUUUUGAAGGGGGUGGGUUAUUAAGAAAAACAAAAUAUAUAUCCUGCAAGCUUACUUGUACCAAAAAAAACUCAUGCACGUAACCGCUACCAAAAGAGCAUUCAAAAUGGCUUGAAAAAUGGAUCUCGUCUGUAAACAGGGGCAAUUUUGAUGACACUAAACUGAGUUUUUAAAGCGCAGGUCACAUGUCAUUAUUUAUUUAUCGAGCUAGUAACAUAAACAAGACGAGUCCAAUGAUUGUUAACAUUGUUGAAAACCAAAUUUUGGUUUAUUACAAU